Molecule: messenger RNA, 837 nt
Organism: Colletes gigas
Lineage: Eukaryota; Metazoa; Arthropoda; Insecta; Hymenoptera; Colletidae
Gene: Rab1
Product: ras-related protein Rab-1A
Exons: 3
Coding region: 187-807 (206 amino acids)
Molecular function (GO): GTP binding; GTPase activity
Source: RefSeq, a predicted model, not a curated record
UGGUGGACGACUCAUUCGCUGGUUUGGGAGGAGUUACCGUGACCGCCAUUGUUACAGCUCCUUCGUAUUGAAGAACGUGAUCUGUGAAUUCGAACCGUCACAUUACCGAUUUCAACGGAUCGUGUGUCCUUCGUAGAUUUCUGCAACGACGGUACACGACAUCAGUGAGCGUGUUCUGAGCAUAGCAUGUCCACAAUGAAUCCCGAGUAUGAUUACUUGUUUAAAUUGCUCUUAAUUGGAGAUUCGGGAGUUGGAAAAUCGUGUCUUCUACUUCGCUUUGCCGAUGACACGUACACAGAAAGUUAUAUCAGUACAAUUGGUGUAGAUUUCAAAAUAAGGACAAUCGACCUAGAUGGAAAAACAAUAAAAUUACAAAUCUGGGAUACGGCGGGUCAAGAACGAUUCAGAACAAUUACUAGUUCUUACUACAGAGGUGCACAUGGUAUUAUUGUUGUUUACGACUGCACAGAUCAAGAAACUUUCAACAAUGUUAAACAGUGGUUGGAAGAAAUUGACCGUUAUGCCUGUGACAAUGUCAAUAAGCUGCUGGUUGGCAAUAAAUGUGAUGUUCAUACUAAAAAAGUAGUUGAUUACACAACGGCAAAGGAAUACGCGGAUCAGCUUGGAAUUCCAUUCUUGGAAACAUCGGCAAAAAAUGCGAUGAACGUAGAGCAGGCUUUUAUGACAAUGGCUGCGGAAAUAAAACUUAGAGUGGGCCCUCCGUCGAGUGGAAACAGCGAUCCAGUAAAUAAGGUGAAAAUAGAACAUGGACGUGCAAUCGAAUCCUCCAAAUCUGGGUGCUGCUGAGAAAUGUAAUUUUACAUCACUGUAACCAAA